Molecule: messenger RNA, 2134 nt
Organism: Abrus precatorius (Indian licorice)
Lineage: Eukaryota; Viridiplantae; Streptophyta; Magnoliopsida; Fabales; Fabaceae
Product: cyclin-D-binding Myb-like transcription factor 1
Exons: 2
Coding region: 170-1801 (543 amino acids)
Source: RefSeq, a predicted model, not a curated record
GAGAACCCUUUCGCUGUUCUCCCUCUCUCUGCCCCCUCUCCUCGCCGGAGACGACAUCAUAUCCGGCCUUUUUCCGGCGAUUUUGAUUGCCGUUCAUCACUUCACUCUCCUCUUCUCAAAUAACAGAACGAUCUGUAUUCGGGGUAUUCCCUGUGAUAAUACUUAUCUCAUGGAGGAAAAAACCAAGAAGAAAAGGUCUAAGAUUGACCUAAGUGAUUUGGGAAGUAGUUUUGAUUUGGAUUCAAGUAAAAGAAAGAAAAAGGAGCCCAAGGAGAGGGAGAAAAAGCAUGCAACUGACAAAAUACUCAAGUCAAAUGAAUCCCUCGAGGAAGAUUGUACUGUUGAAGCAGCUGACAAACAAACUUGCUCUGUUGAAGGGAAUGUCACACUCAUGUGUAAUGAGGAAGAAAAGAGCCCUGAAAAUAAGAGUAAGAAGAAAAAAGAGAGAAAAGGUGUUGAGGUAACAAAUAGUAACAUUGCUGAUAAUCAAGAAGUGCAGGUCUUGGAUGUCAACCAGGAAAGCAAGAUGAAGAAAAGAAAAAAAAUUGAUUAUUCAUUAAAUGGAAUGCAAGAAUUGAUUUUUUCAAAACCAAGCAAAAGAAGUAAAAUGACAGAAGAUAAUGAGUUAGAAGGCAACGAAGGUGAAGAUGAUGACCAAGGCAAGAAGAAGAAGAAGAAGAAGAAGAAGAAGAAACUGUGUGAACAAAGCAAAAGGAAGGAGCAUGGUGAGUUCAAUAGCAAUGAAGGUGAUUCACCUUUGACUAGAGUUGAGUCAAGAGAUGAUAAUGCAGGUUUCAUUGACACUGAUGUUGAUGAUCAAAGCAAAGAGAUGAAGAUAAAGAAGAAAGUUGAGGCGGAUACUGCUGAAUCAACUAACCCUGGUUCAUCUAAACGCAAACGGGUAACUUUUUCUGAUAAAGUGGAUGUUUGUUGUGAUGGCUUAGUGCGUGGGAAAAGGUUUACGCCAAAAGAAGAUGAGAAGAUUAAAUUGGCUGUUUAUGACUAUAUAGAGUCUCAUGGUUUGGGAGACGAAGGUCUAGACAUGAUUCUCCAUUGCCAAUCUCAUCCUGAAGUUAAAGAUUGUUGGAAGGAAAUUGGAGCAGCCUUACCUCAGAGGCCUAUGUAUAGUGUGUAUUAUCGGGCUCAUAUUUUGUUUGAAAGAGAUGAGAAGCGUAAGUGGACACCUGAAGAGCUUGAAUUUUUACGGAAGGUCCAGGAACAACAUGGAUCUGAUUGGAAAUCAGUAGCUGAAGCAUUGGGUAAACAUCGAUUUCAUGUAAAGGAUGCAUGGCGCAGAAUAAAAUUAACAAAUACAAAUAAAGGGCGAUGGACCCAAGAGGAAUAUCAAAAAUUAUUUGAUUUAGUAAACCUGGAUCUACGUGCGAGAGCUUCAGAUGGUUAUAGAAAAUCAAAACAUGGUAUGUUGCGAGAUAAUAUUGGUUGGGAGGCAAUUGGUGAUAAAUUGGCCACUAGAAGUAGUGCACGCUGCUGCAAAAAGUGGUAUGAGCAAUUAACGUCACCUAUGGUUGCUAGUGGUGCGUGGAGUGAUACUGAUGACUAUCGUCUGAUUAGUGCUUUAUUUACUCUGGAUCCUUGCACCAUGGCAGAGGUAGAUUGGGACAAUCUGCUUGAGCAUAGGCCUGGUGAUGUAUGUAGAAAACGAUGGAACCAAAUGGUUCAAUUUAUUGGACAGCAUGGGGGGAAGCCAUUUGGUGAGCAGGUUGAAAUUCUUGCAAAAAGAUUUUGCCCUGACUUAUUGGAAGUGAGGGAGGCCUUUGAUGAAAAACCUCUGCGAUGUUGACAUUAUUAUCCUAUUGGGUAGAGUGAUUUUGUAAAAUGGGAAUAUGUAUUAGUUUAUGAUUUUGUUGUUUUUGUGGGAUCAUUCAACAUAUCAAAUUGGAUUCUGAAUUGCAGUUUUAGGGUAGUUUAUAGCAGUGUUUGCUUGUAAUGGAUGAAUUUCACCCUUCUUUUGUCCUUAGUCCAAAGUUGGAAGUUAUUUAAACAUGUUUUUUUUAUUAAUGUGACAGUGUAAGUGAAAGUUUGAUGCUACUUAUGGCUGCUUGUUUGAUUUUGGUCUAAUUAGUUUUGCUAAUUCCAUCGUGAACUUCAUUUGGUGAUAAAUAAAUCUUUUGGG